Fonsecaea erecta is the source of this 1932-nucleotide messenger RNA. RefSeq lists its product as hypothetical. The coding region runs from base 1 to 1932 and encodes 643 amino acids. Gene Ontology annotation, cellular component: endosome; fungal-type vacuole membrane. The record is from RefSeq and is a predicted model, not a curated record. The transcript has 2 exons. NCBI's taxonomy places the organism in Eukaryota, Fungi, Ascomycota, Eurotiomycetes, Chaetothyriales, Herpotrichiellaceae. Gene Ontology annotation, biological process: vacuolar transport; protein localization to membrane.
AUGGCGCCCAAACCCCCCCUGCUGCUUCUCAGUCUUCUCUUCCUCAAGCAAGCCGCAUCCUUCUAUCUCCCUGGCGUUUCUCCCUCUUCGUACUCCCGAGGGGACCAACUGGAAGUAAAUGUCAACUCCCUGACACCUUCGAUAUCGCGACACGAUGAGCAGAUCCACGCUGUGGUCGCCUUCGACUAUUACCACCCAGCCUUUCACUUCUGCCAGCCGGAGGGGGGACCUCAGCCCAGACGAGAGUCGCUGGGCAGUAUCAUAUUUGGCGACCGCAUUCAAAGCUCCCCCUUUCAGUUGUGGAUGGGAUUGAACCAGACGUGCAAGAUCGCAUGUCCCGGCGAUACAUUCGACGAGAGAUCAGCGAGGUUCGUCAACAAAAGGAUUGAGGAGGCUUAUAACGUCAAUUUCUUUGUGGAUGGACUUCCAGCGGCAGAACUACGAGAAGAUCCCCUCACCCACGAACGGUUCGCCAGUCCCGGGUUUCCUUUGGGGAAAGUGCAAGAGGAUGGGACGAAGAUUCUGCACAACCACUGGGAUAUCAUCAUUGACUAUCAUACAGCGGGCCUUCGUGGACUCAAAUACCGUGUAGUCGGCGUUCUGGUUCAGCCGCAAUCAUACGCCGACUCUCGCCUCUCGGACGACGGCAAGGCAAGUUGCGCCUUCUCAUCCGGACCUCUUGUCCUGAACGAAGAGGGACAAACACCAGUCACCUACACAUACAGUGUCUACUGGCGUCCUUCAGACACAGCUUGGGCCACCCGCUGGGACAAAUUACUGCACAUUGUCGACCCCAAAAUCCACUGGUUUUCACUCAUCAACUCGGCCAUCUUUGUCGUCUUCCUCAUAGGUAUGGUCAGCACGGUCCUGGUCCGGGCGCUUCGUAAAGACAUUGCGCGAUAUAACCGAUUGGAUAAUAUCAAUUUGGAUGAUCUCUCAGGGACCUCUACUGUUGACGACGACGUCCAAGAAGACUCGGGCUGGAAGCUGGUGCAUGGCGACGUCUUUCGGCCCCCUCGUUAUGCACUGCUAUUGAGCGUAUUGCUUGGGAAUGGCGCACAGCUUUUCGUCAUGACAGCUAUGACAGUCGCCUUCGCCAUGCUAGGCUUUCUAUCGCCUUCUAACCGGGGCUGGCUCACAUCGAUCGGUCUUCUGCUCUACACCAUCUUUGGUUGUAUUGGUGGAUACGUGUCGGCGCGAGCGUACAAGACCUUUGGCGGCGAGAAAUGGAAACUCAACAUUGCACUGACUCCUGUUUUCGUGCCCGGCAUUGUAUUUGGGACAUUCUUCCUCCUCAACCUCUUCGUCUGGGCGAAGGGAGCCAGUGGCGCGGUGCCUUUCACGACGAUGCUGGCUAUCAUCGCCAUAUGGUUCGUCAUCAGCGUGCCAUUGAGUGUAGCUGGGUCGUGGUAUGGGUUCAAAUCGCCGGCGAUCGAGCCACCGACCAGAGUCAACCAGAUUCCGCGACAAAUUCCGCCCGUGGCACGCUCCUUGCGACCGAUCCCCUCCCUUUUGCUGACAGGCAUCCUGCCAUUCUGCGCCAUCUUUGUGGAAUUGUACUUUAUCAUGACAUCCCUGUGGACGAGUAAGAUCUACUACAUGUUUGGAUUUUUAUUCAUCUGCUAUGCGUUGAUGGCAAUGACUUGCGCCUGCACCACCAUCCUGCUGGUGUAUUUUUUGCUCUGCGCCGAAGAUUAUCGUUGGCAGUGGAGGGCGUUCUUUGGCGCGGGGAUGACCGGCGGGUAUGUGUUUUUGAAUGCGUUGGGAUUUUGGGCGACAAGAGUCACCUUUGGAGGACUUACUGGAGCGGUUCUCUACGUGGGCUACUCAGGCCUGCUCAGUUUCUUGGUUGCUGUGCUCACAGGCACGAUCGGAUUUGUGUCGUCAUACGCUUUCGUCCAUCGCAUCUACGGGUCGAUCAAGGUAGACUGA